AUGGCUCUUCAAUCGAUUGAAAAUCUCUUCCCUCGCCUAGAGGGAAUAAGUCCUCUAUUAGAACCUACUAGUCUUGAUGCAGAAGCUGAAGAAGACUUAAAUCUUUACUAUCAACUACCAGCCCAGGCCCAGUCUGGCUUACCAGUAAAUGAGGAGGUAGGGAUAUAUGAGAACGACUUUGGAAUUAGUUCUAAAUCGAUUCAGGAUCAACUCGAAACCGAUUCAGAAAUACCUCCAACACUUGUUUCAUCAGAGGCAACCCGUUCUGGGCAUAAUAGCCUCAGGGAUGUUCAUGUACUUGCUCAAAAAGUAAUCUUUCUACCUACAUUUAUAGAAUAUCCAGAAACAAGUGAGAAUGGAGUCCUUUAUGUUAUUGAUAUAAGGACUUUAAAUGAGGAGGAUAUUAAAUCGCCUUGGAGAAUGAUUCAGUACAACCAUGCCCGGCAAUUCCCACCAAAACGGACGACUUCAGCAUUCCUUCAAAAUGCUGUUUGUUUACGUUCAACUUACACUUGUACAGGUGGAAAGGCAUGCUCUUAUUUCGAUCAGAAUCUUCCAUGCUGGAAGCAUCAGAAAGUUACCCCAGAAAUCUUGCAAAGUAUUGAAGCAUUACGAACAGAGGUACUACAGUAUGAUCUCAAACGGAAAGCAGUUUCGUAA
This is a messenger RNA of Colletotrichum truncatum, 660 nucleotides long. The record is from RefSeq and is a predicted model, not a curated record. NCBI's taxonomy places the organism in Eukaryota, Fungi, Ascomycota, Sordariomycetes, Glomerellales, Glomerellaceae.